GGAGGGACUAACCCAAUCCUCAGGACGAGAGAAGGUAAAUGUUACCAAGAGUGUCAGAUGAAACCCAGUUCGUGCACAGUACGUUUACACUGAAAUAACUUCAAACGCAGGCAGGUGGUUACAUGAAGGUUAAUGACGAAGCGUCAGACAACAUUUUAUUUCGUUCAAGGAUAUUUUCUCGUAACCCAGACAAAGGAAUUGAUAAAGUUGGAGCUCCCUUUUUUUGAAUGAAUCUUCUCUUCUUAACUGGAUGAAAUGCCUUGACCUUAUUGCCACCGUACCAUGGCAGGUUUAGUCUCCUCUGUGGGUUUGGUGGUGAUGCUCAAGGCUCUUAUGCAUGCCCAUUGCCAGCGUGCCGUGUUUCUAGGGAUGACGGUGUUGGUAACAGUGAUCGCAGCUGACUCACCUGUUGCAGAUGAGUCUCUGUUUGACCACCCCAUGGGAUUUCUUGGAGAUGUUCCAAGCUCAACAGGGUCGUCACCAUCAGCCUUACCAGCCUCACAUUAUACUGCCUUUGAGAGCCCAGACUCACCUGGUGCCCUGCCAUCCAUUUCUGAACCAAACCAUGAAGUUAGGACUGCUGACACCACACAUUUUCUGUGGGGACAUGUUUCUUCUGAAAACUCAAAAUCCUUCACAGCAAGUGACCUCCUUGCAGAAGAACCACAUCCUCUUUCCUCUCCAUCAUUAAGCCCUCCCGAACCUGUAUUGGGGUCUAGUCCACAAUUUGAGGCCAGGACAAAUUCUGCCAAGCAACCUUCCUCUUUCUCUCCAACUCCUACAAGAUCCCAGCUGCAGCCUCAGUCAAAUAUAUCCAUAACAUUAUUAAGCACCUCUGCUUUUAAAAGGUCCAUAACACCUCAGCUAGGUCUUAAUUCUGAGCAGAAAGAAAUUUUCAGCAAGCAGCAUGAUGGUGCAUCAGAGCAAACACUGGCAAUCAUGACCUCACUUCCUAAACUAGCUUUUACUGACUCUCUGGCAGAUGAAUCUAAAAUCCUGGAUGUGAACCAGCUGAGCCCCAAUAGUGCCCCCAUAGAGGAGAAAAAAACAGCACGUGACAUAAACAUUCUACCCAACCCAGAUCAGAUUCUGGCCCCUGGCUACAAUGUGCCUUUCAUCACCCCCCACCCUUCAUCACCUUCAUCUGAACCAACUGAGGUCUCUCCAGAGGACUUCUACCCCACCAACACCAUGGAACUGGACUGGGGAUCUGGGGACUACUUGGAGACAAUGUCAUUCUUAAAUUCAGAUGGAGAGGACUACUCUCUGGUCACCAAGGUGCCCUCUGACUCGUAUGAUCUGGAGGACUAUACAGAAAGCUAUGACACAUCCUUCCCUUCCAGAGUGGGCAUAUCCCCUUCGUCCUUGAAUCCCCUUUAUAUCUCACCUUCUCCCAGCCUCAUGACAACAUACAGCACCAUUCUUCCACUAAAAUCCAUUUAUCCUUCCUCACUUUCCUCUACAAUUCACUAUACACUGGAACCUACUCCCACAGCUAACAGUGAUAUGGCCGACACAUCAGACAUAGAUUGGCUCGAUACUUUCACAAUUCAACCGACAGAUGUCCUCUUACCUGACAUGAACAGUUUGGAGUAUUAUACCACUCAGUUGACCAAAGAGAGCAACAGUUCAGAAACUGGAGCUGAACAUAGAGGGAACGCUACCGUGGUGUCCAUCAGUGCUACAGAGAUUACACCCACCAGCAGCUUCACCAAUGAUACCAAAUUGACUGAGGACGAGUCCUCCAGUGAUCUGUCGGGGUUUGAGCCUCAUGACGAACCAACCACAGUAGUAACCACAGAGGAGAGUCCCCAGCUGGUCAAUGCCUCUGAGCCCUUUCUGGAUCCUUCCAUAGCCCCCAGCCAUUUCUUUGAUCCCUCCUCUUCCACCUGGGGUGGUCAGGUGUCCACCACAAAUUGGUCUGUACCUACACUAACUGUUGGCCUGGACAGCACUGUAUUAAUAGAAACUAUGCUACCCAGUGCCACACCACUGCUGCCAGAUGAUGUAAUGUCUUCUUCCUCUCUGACAGAUGUCCAUUGGUUUGAUACAGAGUCAUUCCCACAAAGUACCAUAUACACCACUCCCAUAUUAGCUGCAACCAUAGCCUUCUCCCCUGUUCCCACUGAACCUGGUACCAACACCACUGCUGGUACAACAGAACUAACUUCCCAAGACUCUACUUUUACAACUGAACAAACUGAUGUCACUUUAGUUUCAACUGAACCCACAUCUAAUGUCACUUUGGUCCCCCCAUUCGUGUUGGGUGAUCAGGGGGUGACUGAAGAUGGAGUUGACAUCCAAGCCACAAUGACCUUGAUCCCAACUAGCAGUGAAGCUAAUACAGUCUCUGCUGUACCCACAACUACAACUGCCACCACUACUUCUCAUCAAGCCACAACUAGAACUACUGCUACCACUGAAGCCUCAACUAGUGUCAACAUUAUCUCUACCACCAUUGGAAAGACCACAACUACAGCACCAACAUCAAGACAGUACCUCUGCGACCUUGACAGGCCUGCCUAUUUAGUAAAAAUUGGCUUUCCCUCCGGGGCCACUGUUGGAUAUGCCAAAUCUCAAGUAAGAGAUAUACUGAAAGGGGAAUUCAACAAGUCAGUGGAGCUGCAGGUUGUGGACCCCCCACCAAAGUUUGUGUUUCGGGUGGUGUCUGGUCCAGUUGUGUACACAGCCAUAUCUGUCAUCAAUGCUCUGCGAACGUCUGGGCGCCGCUUCCUGUCUGUGUCUCCGAACUGGAUGACAACAGACAGUAAAUAUCAAAUCCACACAGUGCUGCAGUUUGUUCCCAGUCACAUAGAUGUGCGGUUCUGCAACUUCAGUGAGAGCAUUGAGAAAGGUUUGACCAUGGCAUUUGCAGAAGUGCGCCGGCGCUCAAAGGAGUCAACCAACUUCACAGUGCAUAUUGUAAACAUCACCAUGGCUGCUCCUAAAUAUCAGGAACAACGGCUAGUUAGGCAGCCAGUGGACAUCACCUUCACUGUGCGCGGUUCAAGGGGUUAUCUGAUGGGGUCAGAGGUCAGCAAUGCUCUGAUGAAGCUGACAAUGGUGGAAUUCAGCUAUUACAUGGGCUUUCCUGUACUGCAGAUUGCUGAGCCAUUCCAUUAUCCAGAGUUGAACACCAGCCAGUUGCUUCGCUCCUCCUGGGUUAGAACAGUGCUCCUGGGUGUGCUGGACCAGAAAGUGAGUGAGAGGACCUUCCAAGCCAACAUGGAGCGCCGGGUGGCCAUGUUACUCGGGGAGGCAAUGGGAUUAGUCAGACGUGUUAAGAGAGCCACCACUAUAGGCAACAGCAGUGUUCAGGUUGUAAGUACGAGCCGGCUGGUGGGUGUGGACCACCCCUUGGAGAUAGUGUAUUUUGUGGAGGGUCCCAGUGGUCAGAGGAUGCUUGCACUUCAAGCAGCCAACCUACUCAACAGCUUGGACGUUCAAAGGGCUGCCAUUGUCUUGGGAUAUCGUGUCCAGGGCAUUUUGGCACAGCCUGUAGACAAGGUGGCAUCCUCACCCUCUGACGCUGAGAACAACAACAUGUGGAUCGUCAUUGGGGUGGUGAUUCCGCUCCUCGUGGUCAUCGUCAUCAUUUCCAUCUUGUACUGGAAACUGUGUCGGACAGACAAGCUGGAGUUCCAGCCAGACGCCAUGACCUCCAUCCAGCAGAGACAGAAGUCUACUACCUCAUUCAGAGAAUCAAGGACCUCUCUUCACCAGACAAUCCCUCCAACUAAAAAGAAGUUAGAGUUUAGUGAGGGGGAGUAUGAGGAAGAAGAAGAGGAGUAUGAAGAAGAAGAAGAGGAGGAGGAGGAGGAGGAGGAGAAGGAGGUUAAAAGAGGGAAGAGACCAGUAGCUCUUCCCAAGAGCAAACAGAGUAUGAGCAGUGAGGAGGAAGAAGAAGAAGAGGAGGAGGAGGAGGAAGAAGAAGAAGAAGAAGAGGAGGAGGAGGAGGAGGAAGAAGAAGAAGAAGAAGAGGAGGAGGAAGACGAGGACAAAGAUGAGGAAAAGGGGAACUUUAAAAAGAAAGGAAUUAAACCAGAGGAGCAAAGGAGACAAGAGAGCAAAACAAUGAUAAUGAAAACAGGGGAGAUGAAGAAAGAAGACAAAAUGAAAGUGUUAACUAAAGGAAGGAGAGCCAAGGAGGAGUUGCAGGCUCCCAGUGUGAAAGGCUUUGACUUUGCCAAGCUGCACCUUGGCCAGCAGAGUAAGGAUGAUGUCAUGGUGAUUCAGGAGUCUGUCCCGCCAGGGCCUGGCCCUGGACCCCUGCCCAUGUCAAUUAAAGAUGGCCUCAGUCCAUCUGAGAAUGGGGAGAUCCCCACUCCCAUAUCCAAAACCUCAGCCUCCUCCACCAAGGCAUCCCGCAGCGGUCGAAGGCGAGGAAGGAUCUCGCCGUCAGAUGGUGACUCGGUGGUGAGUGACCGUUCCAGUGAGCGGGAAUCAACUGAGGAGAACCUCAGAGUCCACACCACGCCCAAUGACAGCAAGCAGACCCGUAAGGUCCCCAUCAAUGUUUUAAAUGGCAAAAAUAGAAUUGGUCCUCCUCCUAUGAAUGGUACAAAUGAGCAGCUGUCCUCAGCCGCCAUCUUUGAACAUGUUGACCGGAUGUCUCGUGCCACAGAUGCAAGCAGGAGACUCCCCAACAAAGUCCAGCUUAUCGCCAUGCAGCCCAUGGCUGUCCCACCACUGCACAGCCCACCCAUCAAUGGCAAACUGUCUGACACCAACCAAAUCAACAAAGAGAUCCAGGUGGCAUUGAGGCACAAGUCAGAGAUUGAGCACCAUCGUAACAAGAUACGUCUGCGUGCCAAGAGGAAGGGCCACUACGACUUCCCUACCAUGGAUGACAUGACAAGUGGCCUCGGAGAUGUGAAGGACCAGGAUCGCAUCUAUCAGAAAGCACAGAUACAGAUCGAUAAGAUCCUGGACCCAGAUGCCCAGAUGUCCUCCAUCUUCAUGGGAUCCAAGAAAAGUGGUCGAGGGAGGCGCUCUCCCAAACAGAGGAUGAAGGAGCAGCUGAAUGGAGGCAUGAUGGAAGCAGACAAAGACCAGCUCAUCACUGAAGACAAUGAUGCUGCUUACAGAAAGUGUCCUGGAGUCAACAAUGUGGCCUACGUAUCGGACCCUGACCAAGGCCCAGGAUCCCCUCACAGGAGCCCUUCCCCCACCGAUGACGUCUUCCUGGGUCCCGCUUCCUCUCCUCCAGGCCAUGCACCUCCCCCACCCCCCUACAUGCCCCCACAGCCCUCCAUUGAGGAGGCGCGGCAGCAGAUGCACUCCCUGUUGGACGAUGCCUUUGCCCUAGUGUCGCCCACCUCUCAGGGCAGCACCGCAGGGAUCACUCUCCCAGGGGUCAACACGAACCCUCCUAGCACCAGCCCUACAGGCCGUGGUCUCAGACCUUGGGGUCCCUCCUACCAAGCUCUUGGCCCUUUCCCUGGUAGGUUCACUGAGCUGGGCAUGUCCCCUCCUUCUGUCCAAGGCCUGAUACCAAGGCAGGGCCUUGGCUCAAGCUACCUGCCACCAGGAGAAACAGCAGGGCAAUGUGAGCAACUCCAGCCAGACAGCCUGUACUCCAGCAGGAGCCUCUACGCUGAUGAGCUCCCCUCAUCUGCCAGACCACGACCAGUCGGGGGAACUACAGGCGCCCAGCUCCAUCAUCUUACACAGGUGGGAUUGUCCAGUCGGCUGAAUGGUUACCCAGCAGGGGUCAGGGCUGCUUCAGGCCAGAAUGGAGGCAUUGGCUGGAACCACUACCAAGACGACAAUUUCUCCAGGGCAGAGCCUGAAAAAGAUGCAACGCCCAGAAGUGGCAUCAGGGAGCCUUCGGCACCCCCUACCCACCUAGACAUCUCGGGCGUGGGCUAUCUUUCAGCCCAACCGCCCCUUGAUACAUCUCCUCCUACCCACUCCUCUGCUUCCCUGAUCAAGGCCAUCAGGGAGGAGCUGCUGCGUCUCUCCCAGAAACAGGCAGCUGUGCCCAGCUACCACAGCUGAAGCCCCGGCCUCCAGUCUGUAGCUCUAACCAGUCAUGCCACUGACCCUGCCUGCCUGCUUCGCCUAAUCUGACAAUACUUCCCAUGGAAGUCCCCGAGGGUGUACAGCAGAGAGAUAGUCCUAGAACUGAAGUGAAGAGGUGGCUAAUAGAGAUUUCUACCUGACGAGGCUGAUGAAUGACAGGAUGGUUGAUACAGCUCCUAGACUAUUCAGAGUAAAGAAUCAGAUCAACAGCAGUAUGUCAAAUCAGAGACUGUAUUGAAAUGAAGAGCAAUAUGAACAGUAUAUGCUGGACCUUUUAAAAUGAGAUGACAUGACAUGUCUGGACUGCCCAUGUGUUUGUCCUGUACUUUAUUGUGGAUCAGGGAAGGUCAUGCCAAGUUCUGGCCACUCUGGAUCCACAUUUGGGACUUCUUGGGAGAUGUUGCUGCAUGUCUUCUGACUCAGUAUUCUGUGUCAUGGUUUCAUUCUCAUGCUGCCUUCACAAAACAGAAAUACCCCCUAAGACACAUGUAAUUUUAAGAAAUUUCUUUUUUAUAUUACAUCACUUGUUUUUUCUGAUGCAGGCCCUUAACCUCUUUUUCACCAUCAGGUGCUACUCCGUGUUUUCUGCCAUGAUGAGCCAUGCUAUGCCUUGACACUGUGAUGUAGUUCACCCGGCCCAAUCUACUGUACAAGCCUACAGUAAGGUCAUAGUUCACAGCCAGCGAGCCAGUUCAGACAGUAGGCACAAAGGGGCAUCCAUAGAGACUAACAACACGUAUUAACACUACCUAUUCUUUCCGUACUUACUGCAGUAGCGCAGAGUUAGUCUGAGUUGAUAAUUUGUGACCUCUUGACUUACAGUACAUACUUGUUUUUUGUGGACAAAUUGCAUUCAUGUCCUGUGUUUUUUAUGUUUAGUAGCUAUCAGACGGCUAGACAAAUAUGACAAAAUGGAGGCAGGUGUUAGAGGUACAGGCACAAAUGUGUUACAAAUAACGAAUGAAGAACUUCAGUAUGUACUUGACAAUUAGAGUGUAUUGUAUAUACUCGGUAUUUGGUUGUUAUUUGAUGCACUGUAUGCAGACUACUUGGUACAGCUCAGGUCAUUCAAAAAGAGAUUCCAUGCAGACAAAUCAGUGUUACAGUUUAAUAAGUCAUGUGGAAAAACUGUUAAUGAAUAGGGGAAAUAGGGACCAGUAAUCUGUUUUAACAUGAACCUGUAUUGACUGUGUACUUAACCACUAUCUCUGUUUCAUGCAGUAUUCAAAGUUUGCUUUGCCUUUUUGUUAGCACAGGAAGGAAAAAAUGUGUACUGUAUAUGUUGCCAUUUAUGGUUUACUUCAACCAGUCAUGUUUAUGUGCUUUUUAAAUUUCUUUGGAUUUACCUUGCCUCGUAAUUUUGUUCACCUUAAAUGUCUCCUAGUCAUCGUACUGGUUGGAAAUCAUUUUAGGUUACCUUUUUGUGACCCCUUCCCCAACAUGAUGUUUUGGGACCUGAAGUAAUAUUUUAUUUAAAUGAAAUAAAAGAGAAAAUGAUGGAUUUUAAAAGCAGGGCUUGAAAAUAUGUUCUGGAGUGUGUUCCAGUAUUAUGUGGAUUAUAAAUCUUCCCUACACAAGCACUACCUUUUGGCAGUGAGUUGAAACAUGCUUCAGAUGUUACCAGAGUGUACUUUCCAUCCUUUUUUGUUUGCAAUGUGAUGUGCCUUUUGGACUCACCUGAACAAAUUAAGUACUUGCAAUGACAGAAGUUCUCUGUGUGUCCUGUUUUACUUGUCAUUCAUUCUGUCACAUAGUAUGCAAGGUUGUAAUUAUCAGCCUAGAUGACAACAAUAGCUAGUCCUAAAAAAAAUAGUAAAUAUGACAUUAUGGCUGUUGAGCUGCCGUAACGAAAUUUCAUCCAGCAAACGGUGAUAAGUCAUUGUAUGGCGUUUCCUUUGCUAUGCAGGGAGAUGGGGUAGAUUCUGGUUUUCCAUUCCACCUCUUAUGUUCAUGUUUUGUGUUACCGAUCUCACACUGUAUGCCUCCAUCUGCUGGUUCUGUACUGUAACAACAGCCCAUCCACUUGUGUUCAUUCCUUUUUAUUAUUCUUUUUUUGGUUUCUAUUUCUUUGUCUUGUAUUUUGCGAGAAUCAUCUGUUGGCUGGCCCAACUUUGUUUGAUUGAUGUUGCAUGUUCAAUUGUUGUAUUUCUUUUGUUUGUUUUUACGCAUGCUGUUCCAAAAUUCAAAUACAAAAAAGAAAUUGUCA
Molecule: messenger RNA, 8230 nt
Organism: Siniperca chuatsi (mandarin fish)
Lineage: Eukaryota; Metazoa; Chordata; Actinopteri; Centrarchiformes; Sinipercidae
Product: UPF0606 protein KIAA1549
Exons: 24
Coding region: 283-6000 (1905 amino acids)
Source: RefSeq, a predicted model, not a curated record